Molecule: messenger RNA, 2071 nt
Organism: Ctenopharyngodon idella (grass carp)
Lineage: Eukaryota; Metazoa; Chordata; Actinopteri; Cypriniformes; Xenocyprididae
Gene: her8a
Product: hairy-related 8a
Exons: 4
Coding region: 694-1386 (230 amino acids)
Biological process (GO): anterior/posterior pattern specification; regulation of transcription by RNA polymerase II; regulation of neurogenesis
Cellular component (GO): nucleus
Molecular function (GO): DNA-binding transcription factor activity, RNA polymerase II-specific; protein dimerization activity; RNA polymerase II cis-regulatory region sequence-specific DNA binding
Source: RefSeq, a predicted model, not a curated record
GAGAUAAUAGUAGUUCUCCCACUGUGAAAACACUUAAAAACUAAGAUUUCUUUGCUAUUGUUACGCGUUACCAUCCUCCAACUUUUACCAUCCUCUGUCUUUGUUGGGGUAGCGGAUACCCCAUUCUUGUUUUAGUUUACAUAUUAUGAAUAACACUGCUUCUAGAAAUCAAUAUGAAAAAUACGUAAUGCAUUUAAUGCCCUUACCUAUGUGCUCUAUACCAGGUUUAAGGACAGAAUCGAAGAGACUCUUUUAUGCAACCACAGGUGCACCCUUAAUUGUGCACUUUUCACCUAUAGUGUUGAUAGUCCCCAAAUGAGAGCAACUUUCAUUUUUCGUUUUCCAGUUGAGUCAAAUCCGUGUAACUAUUUCUGAAAAUGAGUCACAUGUGAAAUCAAACUUUUGAACUCUGUGCUUUACUCAGUGCACCAUCACUAUGCGCAGAACGUGGGAUUCGUUCUGUUUAAUAGGCCAAACCCGAGACUGUGGGAAAUUGUGCAGCAAAAAGCACCCCUAUUGUCAUGGUAAUUUCGGUGGGUGGAGGUUUGAGGGGGAGUAUGGGUACAUGUUAAACGAGGUUAAGUAAGCUUGUUUAGUUCCAAGUUUUAUCAAGCCAACGCCACCGCAAACUUUCAGAAAAAGUCGUGGGAAAGCGACAAAGUUUCUAAACUAGUUUCUUGGAAGUGCAGUAUAAUGACGGCCUCCAACAUGGGCAACGGCCCGGAGAAGAACUUCAACGCAAAAGAAGAGCGAAAGCUGCGGAAACCCUUGAUAGAGAAAAGACGCAGAGAGAGGAUAAACUCAAGCCUCGAGCAACUAAAGGGUAUAAUGGUGGAUGCCUACAAUUUGGAUCAAUCGAAAUUGGAGAAGGCUGAUGUUCUUGAGAUAACAGUUCAGCACAUGGAGAACCUUCAAAGAGGACCAGGUGGUAGUCACAGUCCAGGCACUGGGUUUGAGUCUCGACAAAGAUACAGUAGCGGGUAUAUUCAAUGCAUGCAUGAGGUGCACAACCUGCUCCUGAGCUGCCCUGGGAUGGACAAGACUCUGGGUGCGCGUCUGCUAAACCACUUGCUGAAAUCUCUUCCCCAUAUCAGCACUGAUGCUGGUUCUGUUGGCACCCCUAGCCCUCUUCCUCUAUCCCCGACCCAUUCCCCUCUUAACCUGCCUUCCUUACAGCCUCAUUCUCUCCACCUGCACACCCCUCCAUCCCCUCCAACUCCUUCACCACCCUCCAGCCCCACUCACUCACCUAGAGUCCCACUGAUUAGAGAGAGACCCCGAGAACAACCCUCUCCCCCCAGGUCUCCUUCCCCUCAGUCUCCAGCACAAUCGGCCCUUCCCCCUUUCUUUCCAGGGGCCGAUCCUUCCAUGUGGAGGCCCUGGUGAAUGAAUCCAGCCCAACCCCCCCAUUUGCCCUCCCCUUGCCCUUCCUGGCCUGCCCUCUUCUACCUAAUAGUUUCCAUUACAUUUGAUCUCUUGAGAGGUUGUAGUGCUUUCCACUCAGAGGGGUGCGUCAUAUUGGGUUACAAAGUCUCAUUGGGUUGUGUGGUAUCAUUUAAAGCACUGUACUGCAUGCUUGGAAACAAAUGAUGUAAUGUGCAUGCUUUGAGGGUAUGAUCACAAAUGACACCAAAGCUGCCCUCAUUGACUGUAUAUACUAGUUAUUGCUGUCUUGACUACUUAUAGGGCAAGUUUAGAUUACCUUACUUUGGUUUUCUUUUCUUUUUCUUUUUUUAAACAAUGAUAUUUUUACUAGCUGGGUUUUAGAUGUGGUGUAUUUUGUACAUGUAGUAAAGGGGAUUUGUUAAAAUCAUGCAUGUUUCUCUACCUUAAAUGCAAAACACUAAUAGUGACUCAGAAUGGGUAGAAUGGACAAGAUCAUUUGUGAAAAAUACUCCAACCUUGUAUAUUACAAGAAGCGCGGAGUCUUGACUAGUACCUCAUAUUGAAGCAGUUAAAACUGGUUUCCUUUAUGAAAAAUCAGAACUGUGUAUUGAUUUUGUACUCGCAUAACAUUUGAAAAUUAUGAUGAUUAUGAUAAAGGUGUUUUUAAAAUAAAAUAUGACACUAA